Molecule: messenger RNA, 225 nt
Organism: Necator americanus (New World hookworm)
Lineage: Eukaryota; Metazoa; Nematoda; Chromadorea; Rhabditida; Ancylostomatidae
Exons: 3
Coding region: 1-225 (74 amino acids)
Source: RefSeq, a predicted model, not a curated record
AUGCAACAUUCCAAAAUUUUCCGGGAAGCUGAUGACGAGGUCAGCGCUGGUAAUGUAUCAGACAGUGUACAAGAGAACUUUAACUGGGACGACGUCACUGAAACAUCCGUUCAGUGUUGCUUUAAAACGACUAUGGUUCCCAUAGCAUUAUUCACCUACAUACAUGCUUGUUUCCAGCAUAAUGUCAGUGAAUCUGGUGACAGCUGUUUCGACGUGAAUGCUUGA